Molecule: messenger RNA, 1620 nt
Organism: Symbiodinium necroappetens
Lineage: Eukaryota; Dinophyceae; Suessiales; Symbiodiniaceae
Source: the annotation of a GenBank genome assembly
AUGGCCUAUGCGGCUCUCAUGUCCGACAUCGAGAGCGCCAUCAAGCCCAACUCUGCAGCGGAUGACGCGGAGCCGCGGCUGCGCAGCAACUGCUCGAGCACCUCCAGCGACUCCGAGAGCUCCACAUGGCUGCAGUUUGCUGAAGUCGACGGGCGGCCUCCACCACGAUGCUUCGUAAAUGCAGAAGUGGAGCAUAUGGCCAACGAGAAGAACCGCGCCCUAAGAUAUCGGGAAAUUGCAGGACCUGCCUAUAAGCUUCUUUUCGAGACCGUUGUCGCAUCGGUGUUGGGGCCCACUGUGAUUUUCAUCUUGGUCUACCUGGGCUCCUCCUGUGAGAAUGGCAUGGACAAACCUGUCCCUUAUUGGAUCUGGUUCUGCGCCUUGCCCUUUGCACUGCUCCAUUUCGUGCAAGAGGUCCGCAUCUUUCGCUACACAGUCGUACCCUACUUCCAGGUAGUGGGCCGGUUUCAGAUGCUCAAAGUUCAGAUGGGGCCAGAGCUUUGGAUCCUCAUCAAUGCUGCCAAGUCUUUGGCAUUUCAGGGGGCUGUGUUUUCGAACGCAGUCUUUGCUGCCCGGACGUUUGCCACCUCCCACUGUCCUCUACCAUACCAUGGGCACACUCCUGAGGGGGAUUUCUCGACGAACACGAGCUUCGAUGAGAUUUGGCAAAUUACGUUGCGGCAGUCCAGCUUCGUAUUCUUUAUGCGCGACGUCCCGUUGUCCGCUCAGGUGCUGUUUUUCUGGCUCCUAUCCUUCGCACCCUUGAUCCAUGCCAUCUUGGAGUCUCUGCCAAGCGAUCAAUGGAUUUGGGAGCUGGACUUUACCUUAGACAUGGAGAAACCCAAUGGCCAGUCGGCCGGUGCAGCCGACAACUCCGGUGAGUACCAAAACUUCCUUGGAGGAACCUUCACCUUCGGGGACUCCGUUAUGAUGCUGUCGAGUGGCCUGGGCAUGUACCUCAUAGACGAGCAGAGCCCCUCCUACCCACGGGUCAAGACCUAUCGUGUCUUGGACAAGCUUCUGCAUUGCCUAAAGAAAGACCACGGCAACGAUGACAACUCAGUGACUUCAUCCCAGGAGGCGUUGAACGACAUGCGGCAGCCCCUCCAAAUUUACACAAGGAACGCCUUGACCCGCUGUUUCUUAAAAGUGAUUACAUUGGGCCUCUUCAACAGUGCGCUGCAGAUCCACGUGCAAAUCUCGGUCUAUGCCAUGUUUCGGGCUACCGCUCAGAACAAGACCGUGGACUUCCAGCGCUUAGUCUCCAUCGGCCUCAGCUUGGGUGGUGCCCUCUUCUUGUUGAUCAACGUGGAGAAGGUGCUUUUCUAUGGCCACACGGCCAUUCGGAAGGUGGAGGACGUCAUGGCACACAUCAACGAGUCUUCAAUGCCUGUGACCUGGAAGGACUUGAAGAACUACUUCGCCUACCGCUCUGCCGAGAUGCAGGUCAUUCGAUACCGGGGCUACGUCCGUUAUUCUGCCAUCACCUUCGUCCUGUGCAUCGGCUUAGCCAUCACAAAGCUGUGCAUGGUUUUCCGAUGCCCCGACUCUAUGUGGAACCUGGGCUCUCACCACUCCUGCGUGGACCUGGCAUCUGUGCUGGUAGUGUCAAAUACCUGA